Trichoderma asperellum CBS 433.97 is the source of this 3426-nucleotide messenger RNA. RefSeq lists its product as uncharacterized. Lineage: Eukaryota; Fungi; Ascomycota; Sordariomycetes; Hypocreales; Hypocreaceae. Gene Ontology annotation, cellular component: nucleolus. The record is from RefSeq and is a predicted model, not a curated record. Gene Ontology annotation, biological process: maturation of LSU-rRNA from tricistronic rRNA transcript (SSU-rRNA, 5.8S rRNA, LSU-rRNA); maturation of 5.8S rRNA from tricistronic rRNA transcript (SSU-rRNA, 5.8S rRNA, LSU-rRNA).
AUGGGGAAACGAACAUCCGUGGACGCUGACGGAGCUGCCGCUUUCCGGAAGCGCCAGAAAAUCACACACGAUGUUCCCACUGGCGAGGAUGUAAACACUGGGGAGCAGCUCCAGCGCCUACUCGCCUUCGACCAAGACAUGCGCCGAGCAAGACAUGGUCUUCAAUCCUUCAAAAGGCUCCUUGACAAAAUUAUCUCCGGCGAUGGCGAUCGAUCUACGAACCUUGGUAUUCUACGGGAGUAUCUCGAACUAGUGAAGCCGCGGCACGAGGGCGACGAUGCUGUUUUCCUGGGGGACAUCAUGGAGAUGUGGUCGUUUGCUGCCCAAGUGAAUGAAGGCGGCGUCAUGUCCUCUGCGGCUGUUGUCUUAGCGCUUGUGCUAAAUAUCGUCUCCGAUUCAUUAGACUUGGUCAAGCAUGGACUUGGUAUCUGCCAGUCGCUUGUCCAAGAUCGCCAACUCAAGUCAAUUUCGAAAAAUUUAUCCUCGGACAAAACGAAAAGCUUUAUUAUAUCUCCGACUUUGCGCCUACUUCGGGAAGCUGUGAGCCUAGACGGAGGUGCCUAUGCAAGGAAGAUAGUCCGUGCCAGAACGUAUACUUUCGCGUCUCUGGGAAGAAACUUAGAGAUUGGCGUUGCUGGCGACAGUCAAGGAGACUCUGGGAAAGCAUCAGUGAGAACAAACGCUGUUCGUUUUUUCUUGAGCUGCCUCAGGUACCUACACUCCGAUGGCCGAAAAGAGCUCCUCUCUCAGAAAGAAUUGUUGUCGCAUUUAACAUUCAUGAUCAAGAGCGACCCUCCGGCUCUUGUCUUGGAGAUCUUGGACACCUUAAAGACUCACAUUCUAGCAGACAGCAAGAUUUCACGAGACAUCAAGUUCAAAUGCUUCAACACCAAGACCCUGAUGCGAAUUCUUGCUCUGUAUACCUAUACCAAUAGCUCAGAGGCAGAGAGCGAGGUUGAUCGAGUAACCGAGAAAGCUCACCAGUUCCUUAUGUAUGUCUGUACGCAGCCGGGCGCGGGUAUUUUAUACCCAUCUACAGGUCUCUACCCCAAGGAGACGGAUGAGGAGUUCUCAGUCCAGCUUGCCAAGCAGAAAAGCUCAGCACACGGAAUUGUAGGCAAGGAUGAUACAUACCGUGAUGGAGUCCCUGUUUACAAUUUUGUCUUGUCUGAAUUUGCUGCAAAAUUGCGUCCCUGGUCCAGCAUGAAGCACAGCGAGCUGCUGACAGCAAUGUUUGAGGCCGCUCCGGAAUUAAUAGCAAACUACUUUCUCAACAACCAAUCCUUCACUUUUGAACCGAAAUUAACAAUGACUUGGAUUGGGUAUGCAUCAUUCCUAUUCGAUACAAUGAGGAUCCCGCUCCCCCCCUCAUUUGGCGACAAAACGCGCUUUUCUCGCGGUCCUCCACCUACUCAGAUUCUUUUGGAUAACAUCUUGCCGCUUCCGCUAAAUCAAAGAGUCAUAAUUCGCUGCCUCUCGCCAAAUUCAAACUUGACGUCAUUCUUUGCGACAAGAAUGCUGAUCGAAGCGCUGGAGAAACUUUCAGUAGCCAUCAAACUGCAUGAAGACGCCUUUCGAGCAACAGAUGCCCAGUGGUCUGAAGCAGCCCGAAGAUUGAUUGAUGCCUUCUGCAGGCGCAUUCCAGACAUGAAAGAGAUUGUACGAAGUUAUAAAAGCAUUGCUAGUGAGAAUGCAUUGCACAAAACUAUGGCCAGCAGGCUGCUUCUCUUGUAUUAUGAGAUUAUUCCGCAAGUUGCACUGGCUGCAAACUUUGACGUCUCGCCUUUCUUCGUUAGCGUCCUACGAAGCUUACAAGAUGAAAGUUCCGAUCACCAGCACGAUGGAUUCCGCGAGAUGGAGCUGGAGAACUUGGUGUCGAUUGCUGGCUACUCUCCUGGCAUGAGAUGGUUCUCUAGGAUUGAGAUUAUCAGCGGCGAAGGCCCUUGUUCACCCUUCACCGCGCUUCUUAAACUACUUUCCAGCAGUGAUCGAGCAGCACCACUUCAUCAGCUUAAAAAGGUCCUUGCAGACGUUGCGGUGGAAAAUCAGCUUGUUUCCGCGGCUACCAGAUUGAAACCUUUCCUUCAAGCCCUUACGAUGAGUAUGGAUGAGAUUAGCUCGGAAGAAAUGGAGAAAGUCUGGCCAUUCUUGGAUAACUGCCUUAGCCGCUGCGCCACUUCGCCAAUCAAGUAUCUCGAUGUACUCCAAAACUAUCUCACCGAUGAUAACGUCGACGUACAAGCAACGGCUGAUGACCGCAGCUUCAAUUUACUUACUGUUGCCAUAGCAGAACAGCUUCCUUUUAUCAUGGAGUCCACUGACGCUCAGGGGCUCUCUGCGCUAUCCAAUUUCAUAUCCCUAUACUUCAGCGCAUUGUACAAGAAAAAGGGAAGCGAUGCGCUUAAACGUGUCUACAGCAAAAUCGAGGAGUCUUUUGCGUCACGCUCGGUGAAGCUGGCAGGUUUAGGGAAACGAAAAAUACCAAAAUCCAUAACCAGUGGCAGCCAGGAAGAUGAAAAGGAUGACGAGGAAGGAGAGGAUCAAAAUAAUGGAGAGAAGCAGACGACAAUGGAUGAAGGAAAGCUAGAAGAGGCGUUACAUAUUCCGUUUUCAAGUCCAGAGGAUACAGCGGUGCUCCUCAGAUGGCACGCCAAAGGUGUCGAAGAUCUGGUCGAAGAUGGUUUGAUUGCAAACUUGAUUCGCCUCCUCGCCUCAGAACACACCAAUAUCCGCAAAGAGGCACUUACAAAUAUUCUCAAGAUGGCCGCUAAAAUCGAUGAGUCGUCAUAUGAAGAGAAGAAGCAAUUCUGGCUGCUCCUGUCCGAGCUGGCAGAGUCGUCGCGGCCACAGGUUGAUAGCGGUCCGAUUCCGUCAGCAUUUAUAGCCUUCUCCAUCCAUGCUCUGGACGUCUUGAAGAACCCUCUACAUCCGCUCUAUCCCAAGAUCAACAGCUUCUUGACUCGAAGCCCUGUCUGGUCGCCAGAGAAGCUCCCUCUAGCUCACGAUAUUCUUCAUGGAGAACCUUCAGAGGACGACAAGUACUACACCGAAAUUGCCUGGUUCUUAACCUACAUCCUCGAUGCUCUCAAGACUCCCUUUGACUUGAGCAUCUUCCACAAGAAGCGUUGGUUCGAAAAGAUUCUCGCCCUGGGAAGCAACCCAUAUCUCCGCGCCAACCUCCGUACCAGGAUCCUCAGAAUCAUCUACCGGGCCACUUGCAUCGACUCUGGCAGCACGACGCUAAUCACUAGAUUCGGACUGCUCGCCUGGCUAGACGCGCAAAGAGUAGCGUGUGGCGUUCCUGAAGAUACAGAGCUUUACAAGGCGCUCAUGAGUCGGGCGUGGAAGACUUGUGAUCAGGCGAGAGUCAAGACGUGGAGCAAAAACGGGGUGGAAAAGCUUCUUGGAGAUAUGCAAUUGCAGUAG